UCGCACCUUGCGGUGGAUUUACAGCCAUUGAGAAAAAGGGGGCUAUUUUUUUUUCUCCGCUGGCCAUGGUGGAGUAACUGCUGCGGGCGGCUGGAUCUUCUUCUUUGCGGAGGAAAAAAGCCCUCGAUGGAUGUAGGAGGGCAGGUGCUGAUCGGAGAAGCCCCCGCGUGAGGAGCUUUGUUGCGAUUUCGUCCCAACCAUGUCUGUCCCGGUUCUCGUGUUUGUGUGCCUGGGUUUGUCCGAGGCAGCGGCCACUGGACGAAAUCCAGCCUUCACCCCCACCCUGCCCCCGCUGACGCCGGCCACGGCCACCUUCUCCGGCCGGCUGGCCACCGUCGAGCCGCCGAUCACGGACCCCAGCAUCCCCGGGGCGUUUGGGCAUCAUCAGAAGUCAGUGCAGAUCAGCAGCAUGUCAGACAGGGCUCAUCCACAUGCCAUGGAGAAUGGCCAAGAUCUGGUGUGUAACUGCAGUGUCGAGGGCACUCUAGAACCAGAUGAGUGUGACCAUGACACAGGGCAGUGUGUGUGUAUGGUGGGCUACACCGGGCUGCAGUGUGAGGAGUGCGAAGAAGACCACUUCACCAACGGCACGGAUGGCUGCCUGCCCUGCGGCUGCGAUUCGUUCGGUGCGGUCAGUCCCCGCUGUGACAGUUCGGGGACGUGUGUGUGUAAGACGGGAGUGUAUGGACCCAAGUGUGACGACUGCCACCCGGGAUUUUUUCACUUCAGCAGUACGGGGUGCCAGCCGUGCCAGUGUAACCAACACUCCACUUACUGCCACCCACAGUCAGGUGUGUGUCUGGACUGUCAGGACAACACGCAGGGUCAGAACUGUGAGGAGUGUGUGCCGAGGUUCUACAGAGUGCUGGGCAGUAGUGUGAAGGACGGCUGUGUUGCCUGUCCCUGUUCUGACCACAGCUCCACUGGAACCUGUCAUCUAGAUGCCAGUGGCCGUCCCAGGUGUGACGAGUGUAAGGCGGGGUUUAAGGGGUCGGCGUGUGACGUGUGUAUGGAUGGUUUAUAUAAAUCAGGAGAUGCCUGUGUGCCCUGUGACUGCAACGGCAAUGCAGACCCCCGCUCUGGGCCCCAGAUAUGCCACCCGGAGAGCGGGCACUGUCUCCGCUGUGCCAAUAACACAACGGGUACUCACUGUGAGCUCUGUGCCCCGGGAUACACGGGGAACGCCCGAGCCCACAACUGCACCUUUAGAGCUGUGAGACUCCUGCCAACCAAGUCAUCGACAGCCAGCGCUCUCCACACCACCAGCACCACUGCUUCCACACCUCCUGCUACUUCGCCCUUCCUGCUCCUCACCUUCUCUUCCGGCUCCAGCACUCCAACUUUGCAGUCCAGCCCGGUGGACUCUGCGUCCAACAACAGCACGGCCUCAGCUCUCACCGUAGUGUCCUGGACGCAGUUUAACAUCAUCAUCUUGGCCGUAAUCAUCGCAGUGGUGGUGCUGCUCAUGGCCUUGGUGGGUGGAGUCUACACGUACCGCGAGUAUCGCAAUCGCAAGCUGAACGCGCCCUUCUGGACAAUUGAGUUAAAGGAGGACAACAUCAGCUUCAGCAGCUACCAUGACAGCAUCCCGCACGCCGACCCCAAUGGUCUGCUGGAGGAAGAGCCUUGCGUCGUGGCUGCAAAUGGCCAGCUGGCCCUAGCUACCGCCGCUAACAUGUACAAAGCGUGAAAGAAGGUGGGAGAUACCUCCCGAAGAUUCCCAGUGAAGGACGGUGGGAGGUGCCUCCCAGAGAGUCCUAAUCUGAGGAAAAGACAUUACAUUUUCAACUAAAAUACCUUUGCCGGGAGCCAAUCCUAACAUCUCAGUCCAGCGGAUCGCCUGUUUCUAAGGUUUUAUCGCUCCCACUUUGAUCUUAGUGUUCUCUCCUACUGUGUGAGACCGAUAUUCCCAGUGGAAGGAAAUAUAUUUAUGGAUUUAUUGAAGGUACCCUUGUUUUUGGAGCCAGUGAGAACGUCUCAGCCCAGUGGAUUACCCGCUUGCAAGGGUUAAUUGCUCCCUUAUCAAUGUCAGUGUUGUGGGAGGUGUCUCCUGGAGAUUCCCGAUCUGAACGGACAGGAUCCUUCAACCAGGAGUCAGUGCUAACAUCUUAAUCUAGCUGAUCACUUGGUCAAAAGUUUAAUUGCUCCCUCUUGUUUUGAAACAUCUCAUGGAAUUUGCAUUUAAGAAAACAAGACUCUACACAAUUCCAACUUCAAACCGAAUUCAUAGGUAACAGCUUAUUCGAGUGGAUCACCUGCCUGUAAUCUUGAAGCCAGUUCUAACAUCUCAGCCCAUUGGAUCACCUGUUUGUAAAUCGUAAUGACAGUGUGAACAUCUCAGUCCAGUGGAUCCCUCACUUGCAAUUGUUUAUUGCUCUCUCAUCAAGGUCAGUGUCCUUACCUUAGAUGCAAGAUAUUGGGAGGCAUCUUCUAUUAUUCCCAAUGUAAGAAAAAGGUUCUUGAACCUGGAGCCAGUGCUGAAAUCUUAAUUCAGUCGAUCUCUCGCUCAUAAGUGCUUGCUCCCUUGUUUUUAUAUAUCUCAUGGAAUUUGCAUUUAAGUAAACAGGACUCACAAUACUACACAAUCCAAAUUUCAAACUUAUGCAGAAUCUAGAGGUAAACAUUCAAUCCAGUGGAUCACCUUCCUGUAGUCUAAGAGCCAUUGCAAACAUCUCAGCCUAGUGGAUCUCCCACUUGCAAGUUUUUUUCCUGGAGAUUCUAGGAAAAGGAACAUGAGGAAAAGGUGCUUGAACCAGGAGCCAAUGUUAACAUCUUAAUCCAGUUGAUCACUUGACCAAAAAAAUUUAGUUGCAGAAUUUGCAUUUAAGAAAACAAAACUGUGCUUUAAAUUCAUGCUGAAUCCACAGGUCACAGCUCGAUCCAUUGGAUCACCUGGUUGUAUAUCUGGGAGACAGUACAACACCUCUUCAAUGUGAGUGUCCACCCCUUUAAUGCAAGAUGGUGGGGAAAAGGUGCUUGAACCAGGAGCCAGCGGUAACAUCUUAAUCCAGUUGAUCACUUACUCAAUUCAAACGUUUUAUUGCUCUUGUUCUGGAACAUCUUCUGGAAUAACAUCUCAGUCCAGUGGAUCACCUGCUUGUGAUGCUCUCUCUUUGUGAUGCUCUAUCAAAGUCUUCAGCAACUUGAAGAAGUUAGUAGGUGGUUUCUAUUUUCACUUAAGGUACACUUGUGGGGAAUCCGAAACAAUAAGUUUAAUCCAAUGUAAAAGAUCCUUUAGCUUUUUAUUAAAGGUACCCCUGCACAGGGAACCAGGAACCCAUAUGAGUUGAGUCUCCAGGAGUUCUCCAGUCUUUCUCCAAGGGAAAGAUGCCAUUGCUAACAUUUCAGCCCAGUGGAUCACCAUUCCUAAUGGUCUAUCAUCACACCCCCACUUUACUGUUAACCCCACUUUUCUGGGAGUUUAAGACUAGCAACAUGCCAUGUAGAUGUAACUGCAGGAUGCAAAUCAAAUAGGAUUUGAAGGCCUAGAUAUUUAUGAGACUGAGGAUUUGGGUGCUGGUGUUUAAAAACACAAAUCUAGCAAAUGUUUGAAAUGGCCAUUACAAAUUCUCCAAAUUAAUAUAGGGUAGAGGACAAGAGAAAUUAUGACCCGAUCCCAUUUCUCAUAUGUACCCCUACUCCUUGUUUUGGAUUGCCACUCUUCUCAUUGGAUUGGAGUUACAAGGGAAAGUGCUUGACUACUUCCCCUAAGAAACCGAUACGUCUGCUGAUCUGUAGUCCUAACACUUCUUCUUGCCUCUCAAUCUCAACAAGUAUUAGGACAACUUAUCCCUAGGCCAGAGAAACCUAGAACCCUGCAAAACGGAGGGGUAGGGGCAUGGGGUGAAAUGGGAUUGGGCCUAAGUCAGCCUCAACAUGAAGCUUGAUCACUCAUCCUGUAGGAUGGAUGACACCUACACACUUUUCAUGCUGUAGGAACCUUGUAAUAACAUUAGACUCUUCCCUGAUUGGGAGUUAACCUCCACUUCCUACUUUCCCACAGGAGGUAAUUUCACACAGAACAAGUGGGACUAUCUGGGUUUAUUUGAGCCUUGUUCUGGUAUGUAGUUGUUUUAACAGUGUACAGACGUGAUGGAAAAAAAAUACAAUGAGAAGAAAAUAUUUGGCAAACUUAUGUCCACAGAGAAUGAGUAGAGAACAAAGGGGCAGUUUGACGAUUAGAUUUUUUAAAAGGUUAAACCUUAGUCUAAUUAGACCCAUCAUGUCUCUGGAGAACAAUGGUAUGCUUAAAGUGUGUAGGAGGUGAGAUUUGUUUACUGAAACCCCCAAUUUACUCUUAAGAUCGUAAUCCCUUUUAGAACCUCCGGCAUCUAAGGGUCUCCUGGUGAUGAAGGGAUUGAAUAACGGCCCAGAUGUGACCGGCGCCUCCUAUGGGACUGAUCUGACUGAGUGAGCCUUUGCUGGACCUGGGCUCAGCCUGUGUAGCAGGUCUUUAAUGAUUAACUCAUCUUUGGCACUGUGCAAAACAAGGAAUGCUGAUCUCCACCUGACAACAACUGAAGAAAAAAAAAACAAAACAUAAAACAGUCUUAUCUGGCCAAUCAGUGGCGCUCACUCCCGUUUUAGCCUUACUGUGCGCGUGUGUGUCUGUUUGUGUGUAUGUGCGCAAGUAUGUGUAUAGAGCUGGAUUCUAUACAAGAAUGUACAAAGACUUUCUGAGCACGAAUGGAUGUUGCAUCGUUUCACUCGAAGCCGGUAAACAGUUUUGACAGUGUUUUAACUGAAAGCCAUGUAAAGUCGGACAGACGCCGAGAGGAUAUAACCAGGUUUUUUUCUUCAUUUUUUUUUUAAAUCCAAACUGAUCAAACGACUUCGUAUCUAGUCUGUAAAUCAAGAUGAAGCUUGGAAAAAAAGUUUUGUAAAUGUACAGGACUGUGUGUUUAUUCCUUUCCAGGGACCAUGUUCAAGGUGACUGCAGCCUCACUUGAGAGAGAGGGUGGCCUUCAAGAUGACUGCUUGAUUUUGUUUAGUAAAAGUUCGUGUUUAUUUAUUGAUUUCUGUGCUCAUCGUUAAGGUCUCAUGUUCUUUUCUCUGUUCUCCUGCUGUCCAUGUGUUCAUUUUUGCGUUGUAGUGAAGGUGACCAAUGGGGAAAUAACUAGGGAUGCACUGAAUAUUUGGCAACCAGACAAGAAAAGAUUCAACCAAAAAAUUAAAAAAAUUAAAACACUCUUGGUUAUGGACGAAUAAUGAAAAGACUUAAAAGUCCAGUGUCCCAGUGCUGCUGUGUACAGAGCAGGGAGUGAGGGAGAGAGCUGGUUUGGGAGAUCGGAUAACUAGCAUGUUAAGUUUUAUUUUUAUGCUGUACUUGCUCAAACUAAAUGAAAUGAAUCAUUCAGCAUUUUUUUAUCACCCUUUGUAUUAGUUUAUUAUCUCUUCACAAACUGGCUGUUUUCCAGCUGGGAGAUACUGUACAAGCUGUACAUUGCUAGCUAGCUAAGAUGGCAAUGUACACUGAGCUAACCUAGCUAGCGUGAUGGCCCCUGUAAUCAUCCACUUCACAAUCAAAACAUUGGAAAUCUAAGCUUACUGUAAAUAAAUGAAAGCUCUUUACUCACCCAAAUAAACUGUGUGUAGAUAUGUGUGUAGAUUAACACUCAGGACUCGUUUGGCUUUGAAAGAAAAUAUAUAUAUUUUUUAAAUUAUAGUUUUAUUUACUUACGCGCCCCCCAGCGGCAAGACCUACUGGAAUUAAAAGGGUAGCCAAUUAUCAGCAAUUUUACUUCUGCUUAAUAUACCCAAUAUUAACAUUUAAAAUAUAUAUACCUAAGCUUUUUAUUUCAGAAUAACACAAAAAAAAUAAUAACAUAAAAUGGGUGGCUGAUAAAGUUCUUAUUAAUUCAGAUUUUCGCAUUAUGUUGCUUAUUUGUGGGGCUGUGUCUUCGCCUGCUUCUACUAUUUGUGAAACAGCGUUUCUACACUGUGCCUAUGGCAUCCAGCGACCCCCAGUGGUGUACAAUAAGAUUGCAUUUGUCCUGUUUGGGCACCCAUACUCUGCUUACAUCAAAGUAACAUGGCUGUACCCUUGUUUACCUAAUUUAAGUCAUUCUUGGAAGUGGACAGCUGUAAAAAAAAUAAUAAAUAAAAAUAAAUAGCUGUUGAAAAUAAAUAGUCGUGCUACGGAAAUGCGGUGCAUGCGGCACAGUUUUUACACAUAGAAUUACACCAUUGUUGGUGCUACUAAAUUUUUUUUUAUUUCGGAAUUGUUUGUCUAAGGAGGGAGCUGACAUGUUUAAAAAAUUUUCCAUUCCAACACAUUUGGUAGAAAGAAAAAGUAAAUUUCGCAAUGAGAAACUGGCCAGUAAUAAGGGCAAUAGCGCUAGCUAGCUAACUAACUUUGUUUACCAGAAGUCAGACUGUGUUAUUGUGUGUAAAUUCCAAGUUGGCUAGAUAGCUACACAUGUGACGCGAGUAGCUAUAGCGAUGCUGUGGAAAAUCUGUAUGACUAAAUUUUUACUGCUUAGGUAACUAAAUGCUUAGGUGCUAAAUGUGUGACUAGAACAGCAUGACUAAAGUAAAUUUAUAAUUAGAACGGCAAUACUAAGGUCAGUUUGAGUUGAGCUGAAUUCAUGACUAAAAUUCCACUGCUGAGAAACAUUUAUAGAGUGGUUUAAAAAUGUUAUAUAUUUAAUAUAUUGUUGUUUUAUUGUUGCUUUUUGGUUGAAAAGUCAAAAUGAAAACCUGUGAAAAAAUAGGUUCAGUAUUUGGCAUUCAGACAAUGUUUGAUUUAUUUGGUUUGUCUUCAGUUUUGGGCAAAAAAUCUCUUUUCGGUGCAUCCCUAGAAAUAACCUCAAAUUUUCUUUUUUUUUUUUACUUAUCAGAAUUAAAUGCCACAGAUUGACUAAUAUUGCACCAAAACACUGACCAAAAGGUCAUGAGAUCAAGAUUUCCUCUUUUUUUUUUUUUUUUUUUUUGAGUGUGUUGGCUGUCUUUAGCUUUGACAAGUCUCAGGCGAGAGGUCAUAUGUGUGUUCCUACUGUGUUCUCCUCAUAAUUCCACACGCACACACUCACACAACUGCUGAGGAGCUGGCUCUUCAGUGCAUGCUGAGGAUGAUCUGGAUGAUUUGGAUUUGUACUUCCCUCGAUCCCCUGGUUUACAUGAAUUUAAGUAGAAGGUUCAGGUCUCCACUUAUACGGGUGGAUUAUUCCGGUUUGAAUUGGCCAGAGCACAGGUACACUACAUGCCAAAAGUCUGGAUCCAGUAUGUUUGAGUUUGCUUUACUGGUAUACAAGUCAUUUAUGGUAUUUGGUAAAAUUCAGAGAAUCUGGGAACCCUGCCCAGAGUAAUAAAGUCAGCCGAGAGUUUUGAAGCCUGAACAUCUGGAGUUAUUUAAAACAAAAUGUAUGCGCAGUAGGUGAGCGGUAAUGAGCUGAACCCUUGUUGAUUCUCCUGCGGAGUUUUAUUACAGCUCUAAUCAGAUCCACCUGAAUUGGUUUACAGUGAACACUUUUGCAGUCUCUACACCUGCACCAGAGGAAUAAAACACACCACCACUCUUUUAAAAUUAUAUUUCUGUAGUUUGUGACAAGGCAAAGACAACCACAUUCAUCAUUUAGUUAUAUACCGUGGCCUCUGCUUUAAACCAAACCAUGCAGUGAACUCAUACACAUACAUAGAUAUCACUGUGACAUCCAGGGAGCAGAGAGGGUUAGGAGGGUUAAGUCCUUGCUCAAUGGCCCAACAUUGGCAGCUUGAAAUGUUGAUUGCCGAGACUUAAAAAAAUCUGCUUUAAUUUUACUAAACUUACCUCAUAUUUGAUUGUAUUAGACCAAGAUUAGGGCACAAUCCUGCUGUGCUCCUGUGUCUUCACCCCUGUGUAGUACUUUAGGGACGGUAGAAGAAAUAACGGAUAAAAUGUGUAAAGAAUAACUCUCUUUCACUUUCUCAAAAUGUAUCUUUGUAAUGUCAAACCAAUUGUACAAUACAAAGAAAUGUACACAUGUUUUACCGUUGGGUUGACAUCCCAAGGUCACAUUUACUUUUUACUUGUUUUGUACAGUAUUUUUCAUAUGGUCCCUAAAGUGCCGAUGGACGCUAAAGGCAUGGGAGAACGACCAGAUUUUGCUUCCUUUUUGUCAAAUAUAACCAGAUUAAAGUUAAGCUUAGUAAAAAAAAAAAAAAAAAAGGUUUAGUAAAGAUGGUGGUUACAGUUUGUUGUUUAUCAUGAUGAUUUGACCUGCACUCGGACAAGCUUCAAGGCUUCCAGUCAAAUACACAGUGUAGGUUAAAAACCUCUGGUAUGGUAUAUGGUAUUGGUUUGCAGUGACCCUUCCCUCUGAGGACAGCAAACCAAAAUGUUAAUCCUGCUACUAAGAACUAAGAACUCUCAUUGGUGUAACAUGGUAGAGUUGAACCACAGACUGCUACAGUGACUUCCCACAGUGGUGUUUCCCAAAGUACUGCCCCUGACCCAUCACGUUGGGGGUUAGUCAUCUAACCAUACCAUGGAUGGGUUCAGCUGCACAUCUUCUCUGUGUAGUUGUGGUCAAACUUUCAUUGCUGGUGGUCUGGUCAUUCCCUGCAUUGACAUAGUCCUCUUAGUCAUCUGAGGAUCAGCUGCAAAUCGUUGAAUGUGUGCUUUCUACCACAGCUUUGAGCCCUGUUUUUGAAGCACUGGUCAGUUGAGCAGUCUUUGUGAAUAAUGUGGCAAAUAUUCCUGCCAAAAAAGGAUUAUUACAUUACAUUUUCUCUUUGAUCCUGAGAUCCAAAGUCAGUUGAAACAUUAACGCUUUUCAUCAUUUGUUUUAAUCAAGUUAAACAUUGCUUUGUGCUGCAUAAUUGUGAACAGAUGUGGGAAACAUCAAAUCCCAAAGCUGGCUUUAAUACUUUUGGCCUGUAGUGCACUAGUUUCAAAUUUGUGGUUUGCUUCAACAGCAGUUCUCCUAAAGCCCCAGACUGGAUUUGGUUGACGGCAGUCUCCCCAUGUUAUUCAUGACAAGUGUCUGAAAUCUGAACUCCAUUGUGUAAUAGGGAUCAGUAAGUCACGGACAGUUUUGAGAAAUGCAAUUGAGAGAAACGCCCCUGCUUGGGCCCAAAAAUAGAAUCAGUUCCCAGAAUCAGCGCGUGGAAGCCCUGUCUCCCUAGCUGAAAUGCUUGGGGAAGCCACUUCCAAUAAUGCAGUGAGUGUGUGAUUUGUCUGACCACUUAAAAUUACUGAACAAAAAAAAAAAGAUAUAUAUAUAUAUAUAUAUAUACAUGUGUAUAAAAUUAGAUUUUUUUUUGGGUUAACGACCUCCCUCUUUUUAAGUAUGAAGUGUAAAUAGGGUGACUGUACAUAGUAAUAUGACCUUGCACAUAUGGAUAUGCUGUACAUUGGAGUACGGUAUUGUACAAUAGAGUGUUUUUUAAAUGUAUGUAUGUAUGUAUUUAUUUAAUUAUUUAUUUAUUUAUUUAUCGAGCUAACUGCACCCAUCAUUUGGACGGUUCCGUUGUGAGGUGCCAUCGCUCACUGCCACGUCCGACCGACCGAGACUCUGAAGCCCACAAGAGAUGAAGUGGCCACAAAAAAAAAAAUGGAAGUAAGCUAACUGCAGUAAUUUAGUGACUUAAUCACAUGACCUAUUUGAAAAUAGCAGCAGAUUUGUGACAGACAUCCAAAAUUCCCAGCUCCUGUUAUCUGACUCACCUUCUUCCUCAGAAGUACAGCUUUCCCUUGAAGUUCCCUUGACUUUCAGUGCUGGGUGAACGUGCUGCCCUUUCUUAUCAUCACUGUAUUUUUUUUUUUUUAUGUAUCUGAUUUCAUUUGGAACACACAUUCAAAAUGUAUUCAAUAAAGUUGGGUUUAUCAGUA
This is a messenger RNA of Astyanax mexicanus (Mexican tetra), 9811 nucleotides long. Its product is annotated as multiple epidermal growth factor-like domains protein 9. Bases 200 to 1690 code for a protein of 496 amino acids. Lineage: Eukaryota; Metazoa; Chordata; Actinopteri; Characiformes; Acestrorhamphidae. Gene Ontology annotation, biological process: axon guidance. The transcript has 6 exons. Gene Ontology annotation, cellular component: basement membrane. Gene Ontology annotation, molecular function: extracellular matrix structural constituent. The record is from RefSeq and is a predicted model, not a curated record.